This is a messenger RNA of Anneissia japonica, 1904 nucleotides long. RefSeq names its product nucleotide exchange factor SIL1-like. NCBI's taxonomy places the organism in Eukaryota, Metazoa, Echinodermata, Crinoidea, Comatulida, Comatulidae. The record is from RefSeq and is a predicted model, not a curated record.
AGGGCUCGGCCUGACUAGAGGCCCUACUUACCGUCGUAGUAGUAGUACUUUCUUGAGCCUAGGCAGCGAUUAUCUAGGCUAGGCUACAUUAUAUCCACACUAGCCUAGCCAGCUAGGUGCGACAUAACGGCUAGCCUAGUGGUUGGCCGUCCUACAGGCAUGUUGUUUUAGGCUAGCUAUGGUCGUAAAACCAGGCAGUCCUCAACGUUCUUACCAAGUCAAGUCUCACAUAUUCUUGAUCAAAAUGUACAGCAGAAAAUUACGAUUGAGUAUCUUCCAUGUCUGCAUGCUUCAUCUGUUUGGCAUCUCCUGUUAUAUAUCAGUACUUGGUAGUGAUGGUGCAUUGCCUGCCUCUGCUGCAUUAAGUGUUAAUAUUGAUGAUGGAAAUAAUGAUGACACAAAGCCACAGGAGAAUUAUGAAUUUGACCAAGAAUCUGGUGAUGGAGAUGCAGACAUCUUUCAACCUACAAAUGAAUGGCAAGUUAUAAAACCAGGACAAUCUAUUCCUCGUGGACUCCAUGUCAGGAUGGACUUCCAGACCGGCAUCAAAGAAGCAAAACUGCUGGACCCUGAAGAUGUCCAAACGGAUGAAAUAAACCAAGUGAAAGUAGUAGCAGAUGGAGAGGAUACACAUGUAGAAAGAGUUAACAGUGAUGGAGAAGUAGAAGAGUCCGUUGAUAUGGAGGAUGAAAAGAUGAAGUAUUGGAAGGAUGGUGACCAUGAGGGAAUGAGAAUGAUAAACAAAGAUCAUUUUACUCAAACAGAAUUAAAGGAAGCUCUGAAGAAAUUUAAGAGUGGUAUGGAUGACGUUAAGGACAAAGAAGAGGCCAAAAAGCUACAAGAGAAAUAUAGAUCAUAUUCAGAGCUUAAGAAAGAUUUUGAAGCAAUGAAUGUCAUGGUAGAAACAGAUACAGAAAUAAUGCAGCGACUAGUUGAGCAAUACAAGCAAAAGGACGCCAGUCUCCAGCAACGAGUCAAUGUCCUUCUUGAAUUAGAAUAUUACGUGCAUCAGAUUGAUAAUGCGCAGAACUUGGAAAGUGUUGGUGGGUUUCAAAUACUAGUGGAUGGCCUCAAUGACACCGAACUUCAGAUCAAAGAAGCUUGCGCAUUUGUGCUAGGCUCUGCAUUCCAGAGAAAUCAGCACAAAAUACUUACGAUAAUGAUUCGUCUGAUAGUGUAGCUAAACAGCGUCUAGAACAGUAUAAAAAAGUAAAUAUAUCUAAAUUAAUUGAAGAACAUGGAUGCUUGGUUGUUCGCCCACUGUAUUCAAGUGAUCAUGACGUCCGCGAAAAAGUACUACUUGCUAUGAAAAACCUGCUUGUACCGUGCGAAUCACACUUCAAAAGUCAGAACCUAAUAGAUCAUCUUAGUGAGAUGAAAAUAGAAUAUGAAGUGUUGGUAAAAGAUGAAUUAUUAGAGGGUGAGACUGAUGGAUUUUUUGGUAGCAUGUUGAUCCUUGUGGAUACUGUUUUAUCACAACUUACUUAGGUGUAAAAAUCUUACUAUUAUUGAAAAUUUUAUAAUACAAUUUAAUAUGUAAUAAUAUUAAAUAUUAAUUAUUUAUUAAUAGUUAAUGAAUAAUACCAAUGCAGUAAUGCAUCUAAUAAAAUAAAUGAAAGUUUUAAACGACAUGUUUCGACGUGUCCCACGUCACCAUCAGGCAGUAGUGCUGUGCUACUGACGGCUUAAAUAAUAUUUGCUUGUUUUCACCUUACAUCUGACCGGCAGUAUUUAAGCCGUCAGUAGCACAGCGCUAUUGCCUGAGGAUGACGUGGGACACGUCGAAACAUGUCGUUUAAAACAUUCAUUUAAAUGAAUAAUACUAAUAACAAUAUUAAUUAUAAUACUAUUAUUAAUUCCAAUAUCACAUUAUAAUUUGAAAGAGGACAAGAAAGAAAGGGUAU